Messenger RNA from Salmo salar (Atlantic salmon), 5959 nucleotides. Its product is annotated as synaptopodin 2-like protein. Gene Ontology annotation, cellular component: Z disc; nucleus; actin cytoskeleton. The record is from RefSeq and is a predicted model, not a curated record. NCBI's taxonomy places the organism in Eukaryota, Metazoa, Chordata, Actinopteri, Salmoniformes, Salmonidae. Gene Ontology annotation, molecular function: actin binding. Gene Ontology annotation, biological process: positive regulation of actin filament bundle assembly.
CCCUCUGGGUGGAGUAAGUGGGCUGGGUCACAGAGGAAGCAUGUCAGACCAGUGAGACAUACACAUACACAUACACAGAGCAGUUGGAAGAAGCAGAGAGACAUACACUCCGUGUGCAGUGUGAUUCAGCGUGUGUGUGUUACUGAGUAGUGAUGGUAGCAGAGGAGGUGGUGGUCACUCUCUCAGGAGGGGCUCCAUGGGGCUUCAGACUGCAAGGAGGAGCAGAGCACCAAACACCACUGCAGGUGGCCAAGGUGCGACGGCGUAGUAAGGCAUGCAGGGCCGACCUGAGGGAGGAGGAUGAGUUGGUUGCCAUCGGCGACCAUGUGUGUGCAGAGCUCAACCACGCUCAGGCAAUGAUGCUCAUCGACUCCCAUCGACACACUCUCAGCCUCAGGGUCAAGAGGUCUGGGUUCCACUCUGUGGUCCUGCCGGGUCGGAUACACACAGCCACACACACUGACGGGCCGGCCUGCUUCACCCUCACCUCCCCCCCUGACAGUGAGGCCUAUUAUGGAGAGACGGACAGCGAUGCGGACACACACACACACAUACACCGCCGCCAGCGACACACACCUCCGGAUGCGCGCUCUCCCGGUCGCCAGCAGGAGGAGGAGGAGACUUCGGAGAUAAGCGGGUAUGAGAGCGCUCCAGAUGGGGGGGUUUCCCUGCAGGGGACCUGGGAGCAACUACCCACACUGGGAAAUGGGGGGAUCCAACAGUGGGAGCAACCAACGGGAUCGAGAACAGGGGGGUUUCAACCUGGAGUACCACGCAGGGAGGUGGUCUACCAACCCCAACCCCCGCAGGCCCCGCCAGAGUGGACCCACCCAGCCCGGCCCGUCCUACACCAUGCGCAGGGGGAGCCGGUGGUGGGAGGAGAGGUGGAGGGAGAGGGAGACAGUGGGUUCCAGGAGGCAGGGGGGAGUUUGGUUCUGGCCUGCUCACCCCUGGUGUCUCCAGAGCGGGCUAAAGGAGCCAUGAUGCUGGGCUCCAGCUCACAGAUGGUUCCCAUGGUGGGCGCCCAGCUGACCCCACUCAGUGAUGAACUGUCUGCUACGUACAAGGAAAAGGCCCGGCAAGCCAAGCUGCAGAGAGGAGAGAGUGUCGUAGACAGGCAGGUGAAAGAGGCUCGUACUAAAUGUCGUUCGAUCGCCUCCCUGCUCACCGACGCUCCAAACUCCAACUCCAAAGGAGUUCUCAUGUUCAAGAAGAGACGCCAGCGUGCCAAGAAGUACACCCUCACCUGUUUUGGCCGCGUGGAGGGGGAGGUGGGUGCUGAGACUGGGGGAGAGACGGAGGGAGAGGAGGAGGAGGGGAGUUCCUUCCCCUCGGGUUCAGAGGUGGAUGAAGAGGGCUUUGCUGGAACCUUUGACCCCACCUGGGACAGCGAAUACCUGGACAUACUGGAUAGGAGGAGUUCUGCCUGCCCCUCCACCUAUAACUCAAGGCCCCAAACACCAACUAAUCAGAGCUCAGGGUUGGAUUCCUUGGCCUAUCAGAGCCCAGAGAUGAACAUGUCAUUCAAUCAGGGGUCUGGGAUGAAUGCCCCAGCCUAUCAGAGCCCUGGGCUGGACUACAUAGCCUAUCAGGGGAAAGAGACGGAGCAGUAUGAGCAGCAAAGGAAAUUGGCCCCUCCUGUCACCUACAACUCUGCCCCUAACACCUCCCUGACUGUAAGUUUGUCCAAUGGGGGCUCAGCAGGGAUGAGUCGGGCCAGUGUGGUUCUGACUUCCCCCUCUCACACCCCUAUGCCCCCCCAGCCUGACCUAAACACUAACCCUAACCCGCCUGGGGGAAUCCAUAACCGCACGGCACGCCCCUUCACCUCAGGCCUCACCCCAUCGCGCCCACCAGCCACCCCUGUCAUCUUCCGAGCCGUCCAGCCCACUUCUGGCUUAACAAUGGUUUCCAAACCCACUGCUGCGGUAUCCAUGGUAACCAUCGCCCCCCCUCGCCCUUCAGGGGCGCCCGAGGCCAUGAGAGCGGUCUCCAGUACCUCCCUCUACAUCCCCCCUAGACCUACUGCAUCCAUCCUCUCUCCUCCUCCUCUUGUUCUCUCUCCUCCAUCCUCUCCUACCCGCACUCCCUCUCAGCCUUUCCCUUCUCCCUCGGUUUAUACUGCCACCUUCUCUCCUUCUUCUGACCACUCUCCUUCUCAUUAUCCUCCUCAACCCACCCAACACUUCUGUUCCUUGACUGCUCCUCAACCUUUCUCCCCUCCUCCUCCUCAUGCCCCAGUCUAUCCAUCCUCUGCCAUGGCUGCCCAGCCCUUCUCUCCUCCAUCUUCUUCUAAUCAACCCUUCUCUCCUUCCUCUGCCACACCUUACAUUCCCUCCCUUGCUCAGACCCAACCCCCUCCUCCCUUGACCUUCAACUCCUAUGUCUCUAUGACAAACCCUGCCAUGGUGACCCCCUCCACUGCCCAGACCCCUGCCUCUGAUUCAUUGUCGUCCCGUGAGCAGCGUAUCGCCGUCCCCGCCUCCAGAACAGGCAUUCUCGCGGAGGCGCGUCGUCGCAGCAACAAGAAGCCCAUGUUCCGUCCUUCUGUGGAGAACAAGAAGGACGUGUCUCCCAACCCGGCCCUGCUGGAGCUGCUCCAAAACCCAGACGCACCGACCAGGAUAGGCCCAGGCCCCAUGGGGCCUAGUGGAGGAGUUAGUGGGGAGGCUGGAGGUGAGUCAGGCCCUGAAGAAGACUGGUUGAAGCUGGGGGCUGAGGCCUGUAACUUCAUGCAGGCACAGAGAGGCUCCAAGCCCCCUCCUGUGGCCCCUAAACCCCAGCCUCCUCCACAGGUGCCCCAGCUAGCAGGGAAGGGGGGUCAGCUGUUCGCCCGUAGGCAGAGCAGGAUGGAUCGCUAUAUGGUGGAGACCCCCUCCUCACCCCAACCCGGUCCCGGCCACCCCCGCCAGCCCUCUCCCACACCCUCCCUCCCCUCUCAAUUCAAAUACUCCUCCAGCUGCAGAGCCCCCCCUCCCAUCAGCUACAACCCCCUCCUCUCCCCCUCCUGCCCUCUCCAGGCCCAGCGCCAGAGGGUGGGGGUAGCAGGACAGGGUGGGGGUUCAGCGGGGCAUAAAGCCGCCCCUGGGGGUCAGAAGGCUCAAGGCAUCAAGGCUCUGGACAUCAUGAGUCGCCAGCCCUAUCAGCUAAACCCCUCCCUCUUCAGCUACGGGGGCGGGACUCCCAAGGGCCAAAACAAGAUGCCACGUGUGUAUGAGGUCAAACGCUUCUCCACGCCACCUCCCACAGGCCCCGCCCCUACUGUCAUCAUCCCACGGUCAGCGACCACACUAGGAGAACCGAUGUGGAGGUCUGAUGUCAUUUCUCUUCCCCCAACAGCCACUUCCUGCUACCAAUCACUCUCUACCCCCCCCUACCAGCCUCAGCCCCAGUGGGUCCCUCCUACUCCAGCCCCCACAGGCCCCCUCCCGCAGCUCCCGAGCUUCUCCUCCGUCCAUGUCCCUAACCCUAAUCCCUACCCCUCCCAGCCCCACGCCCCCAACAAGGUAACAGUCAGUUUAAGAGUGCCCCUGAUCUGAGCCCUCUGGCCCACACCCCACCUCGCCCCGCCUCCACGCAGCCCUCCAGAGUGCCUCGCCCCAAAUUCAGCACCUCUAACCUGGGUCUGCAACCUAGCGUCUGGCGCCCUGGAUCCACCAUGAGCUAAGACAACACACUAUAGACUGGCUCUGGAGAAAUCCCAUUUUACUCUGGUUCCCUGAAAAUCUUCCUAGGAGGUUUUAUUAUUGUUCUUAGAACAGAAAUUAUGGGUUAUUUGAAGGUAAUUAAAUAAAGUUUUGAGAACAUUAUCUAAAUGUUGUGAAUGUUUUAAACAAAAUGUAAAGGUUAUUUCGAAAUUAUGGAAUAACUUCCUUAACAUUUUCACUGAAUGUUUCAAUAAGACUUUCAAUAACACUGCUAGAUUAGUUUAUUUACAACUCCAAGCACAGAUAAGACAAAUGGAAUUGUAAAUGUAUUUGCUAAUGCAUUAAUCACACAAACACAUUUAUUUUAUAUUAUGGCACGGCGUUAGGGAGAUUCAAACCUAUGAUAUUCUGUUCUCUAUCCAUGGAAUUAGACUACGGCAUCAUCAGGAUGGAGCUAGCAUGCUUUCUUUACUUGUUUUUUAAAACUCAUGAUCAUUGUAGUCCACACAAACAGACCCCAUUUCAAAGAAAACAAACAUUCAUUAAAGUGUGGCCAAUUAUCGGGCACGGCUAACACACCUGAGGAGAGAGAGAGUUUUGUUGACGCUGAGAACGGAAUGUAUUUGUUUUAAAACGCUAUUAAUGUUUUCUUGUGGUUUUUAGCAAACGUUUUCUUAAUGUUCUGAGAACAUGACUUUAAAUAGAACCAUGAGCAAACCUUCAGACAACGUUAUGCUGAAGUACUAAAAAUACCACAGAAGAAUAUUGUUUCUUAACGUUCUCUGAAUGUUCUGAGAACAUUUCUUUAAAUAGAACCAUGAGGAAACCUGUAGGAAACACUAUUCUGAAGUAUUGAAAUUCCUGCAGAAGAACGUUGUUACUAAACGUUCUCUGAAUUAUUUGAAAACAUUCCCAAUGUCAAACCAGUUGGAGAACGUUCCUAGAACACUACCAAAAGUGUCGUUAAAUGUAACCAUGUUUCAACUUUUAGAAAAUAUUUAGUUAAAGUAACGAAAUACCAAGAAAAUAACGUUAUUUCGUCAAGUUCCUUAAAUCUGUUUGGAAUGUUCCAAAGCCAAGCAACUAUCCUGCACCAUUCCCAGAACGUUGUGGGAAUGUUGCAUGCAAAAUAACCAUAGGACAACUAUACUCUCACGUUAUGUGCUAACUGUAGGGUUUAUUGCAAAGUAUUGGUCUUAGUCAGUCCAAAAGAGAUGUUAGUAUUGUGCAUUGCAUCAUUUACCUAAGAAUGAAAAUCAGAAGUCUAUCCACUACCCACCUGUUUGAAUACUUUGAAAUGUCUUUGGUCUGGGGUUUUCUUGAUCACAUUCUUUAUUUUAUUGACUUCCUGUUUGGACACCAUUGUAGCUCUUGGUUCACACCAGCCUUGUCAUCACCAUUCCAUUUUCUGAUAAUUUGACCUCCUCUGCUUUGCCUGAUAAAAAUAUGAUUUGAUGUAUAGAUAUAGAAUAUAAUUGAUAUGUAUGAAUAUAUGAAUAUUAACGUUAAAUAAGUAUUUUAUGAGGUGAUGUAAAAUGUCAGACAAGGAGAGUGAGAGACAUGGACAGGGAGAGAAAAUGGGACUUGAUAUGUAGUUUAAUAAAACAAAAUUGAAUGCGUUGGGAACGACAGAAUAAAGUUGAAAAUAAAGAAUGAUAAACAGAUAAAAGUGAGGAUGUGCUAAAGAAAGAUAGAGGAGAGGAAAGAUAGAAGAUAGAAGAGAGGAGAGAUAGAUGAGUGGAGAGAAGCUAGAACAUCCGUCCUAAGACAAACUGUAGGCUAUUGCUGAGCUGUAAAAGGAUGGACUACAUGCCUGCUGUGUGCUUCCAUUGUGACUUUAGCUAAGCGGUCUAAUACGGUCUCGGGGAGUGCAGGCGACCCUGGAUCAAAAACCAGUUGGUCACAUGAAGGCCUGAAUCUGAACCAAAGAGCUGACUGUAUAUGAGAACAAUACUGUACUCAUCUAUGAAGCUACUAGCACGCAGUGCCAACAUCUUCUUUUUCAUGUUAUUUUUGUCAUGAUUAUUGUGAGUAUACUUUUAUUAUGAAUAUUAUGAAAUAGCCUGUGUUUUCUUUCUUGCUUCAUAUAAAUGUGUCAGUGCAUUGCACAAUAUUACACUCUGUAUCAGGAUGUGUUUUUUUGUGUUUUUUUCCUUUGCCUUUUCCACUUCCUUAUUGUGAUGAGAAAGGGAGGGAGAGGGAAGGGAAAGCAAGGGAGGAGAUGGCAGGGAGGUUUUUUCUGAUUGAUGUGAGAGCUGUGCUGUUCAGUUGGUGUUCUGUAGUUCAGAGAAAUAAAAACAGACGUGAAACUC